CAGGAAUACAAAAUUCGGCCCGUGAAAACGGAAACUUGGGGAUCGAGGGAAAGCGAGAGCUCGAAGUAGUGUGAAGUCGGUUAGUUUACCUGUGUAGAAGUGAGACGAGAGGGUGUCGCACCUUCUGACUUGUUGUUUACCCCCGGGUACCUCUCGUAGGGUUAGUGGCCCCCAAGUGCCAGGAAGUAUGGAUAUAGAGCUGUGAAUUUUCACAAGAGACAGAGAUAUUAAUUCCUGCAUUGAAUUAGACUCUUUUUUUACUAACGGGGAUUAUCACAGACGCAGUGGAGAUUCGUCAAUUUGUAAGUAUACAUAUAUUCAUACCAUGAUCAUAAUUACAGAACCUUGAUUAAUUUAUUCGGUAAAAGUGCAGUUGAGGUGCGUUUAUUAUUUCUCAACGCAUUUCGUAUUUUCGCACGUAAAGUACGUGUAUUCUUGUUGAAAUAAAUUCCUGGCAGUAAUAGAUAGUUAUACUAAAUGGUACAGCGCUGGGUUUUAUUAUUAUUUUUUUUCUAAAAAUAAAGCGUCUUUGAACAGCCCCCCCCCCCCAAAAAAAAAAAAGUUACCUAGCUCCAUUUGUUUUAUAGUUUUCACCCUAUAUUAUGUCAGAUUUUAAAAGCCCCCCCCCUAACAUACAGACAGCGUAUUAAAUAAUGAACUUAAUUCAUUACAAGAAAACGAGGGCACUGUUGCAAUAAAGUAAUAUUUCAUACAGGCGAAAAUUGCAUUAUGUAUUUUAAAUUAUUAUCUAUUUAAUUUAAAAAAAAUUGUGAAAUUUCGUUGUUUGUGAUACGAAACUUAGUAGCUAAUUUUUUCCCCCACCUAAACACUUGAUAAGGAAGCAAAUUCCAAGAUUGUAUUAUUAUUUCCUUUAAAAAAUGGCAUGAGACAUUGGUUGUACUUGAUUGGCCUGAGUUCAAAAAUUGUAAUAUUAAGAUUGUAUUUCUUUGGCCAGCAUGUAACUUGUACAUUUGUCCCAUUACAUAAUAUAAAUGAUAGUUUCAACCAAUUUACUCUAACCCCCCCCCUUUUUCACCCCACCCCCCACUCCCAAAUUUUAUGCAAAUAAUUGUAUUAAACUGUUCGUACCGUACACUAUUAAAGUAACAAUAAUAAUAUAAUAUUCAGCGCUUCCGUAUUUGGGCAAUUCUUGACCCCCGUAAUUUCGUGAUAACUUGCUCUUGAGAUUCAACAUUCUCCAUCUUGAGAAUCCAUGAUCUUAAAAAGACAUCUUACAUGCAUCUGAAUAUUGGUAUGUGUUAGAGCACAUCAUCUUUACAUUCUUUAAUAUAAUAACACAUUCGAGAUCUGAGAACACAUCAUCUUUACAUUCUUUAAUGUAAUAACACAUUCGAGAUCUUAGAACACAUCAUCUUUACAUUCUGUAAAUGCAAUUACACAUGUGAGAUCUUAGAACACAUCAUCUUUACAUUCUUUAAUGUAAUAACACAUUCGAGAUCUGAGAACACAUCAUCUUUACAUUCUUUAAUGUAAUAACACAUUCGAGAUCUUAGAACACAUCAUCUUUACAUUCUGUAAAUGCAAUUACACAUGUGAGAUCUUAGAACACAUCAUCUUUACAUUCUUUAAUGUAGUAUCACAUGUGAGAUCUUAGAACACAACAUCUUUACAUUCUUUAAUGUAAUAUCACAUGUGAGAUCCUAGAACACAACAUUUUUACAUUCUUUAAUGUAAUAACACAUGUGAAAUCUGAGAACACAUCAUCUUUACAUUCUUUAAUAUAAUAACACAUGGGAGAUCGUAGAACACAUCAUCUUUACAUUCUUUAAUGUAAUAGCACAUGUGAGAUCUUAGAACACAUCAUCUUUACAUUAUGUAAAUGAAAUAAUACAUGUGAGAUCCUAGAACACAUCAUCUUUACAUUCUGUAUAUGCAAUAAUACAUGUGGCAUUUUGACAUGUUCUACAUAAAAACUUCAACCUCCAGCAUUUUCGUAUCGUUCCACUGACUGAUUACCUUCUGGCCGCCAUUAUAGCAUUUUCGGAAAAAAUCAUUUUUGUAUCUUUGAUAUCUAAACAUAAAUUUCUUUUUUAGCGGAAGAGGUGUUUCAAAUAAGACAAUAGCUUCACUAAUAAGAAAUCCGAACAAGACUUGUGAACAAAGCAUCAGAGUGUGCUUGGUCUCUAUACUCUUGUUUCCCUUGGGAGUGUCGUGAUUCGUGAGAUUGCAAGACCCGUGAUCUAACACACAUAAUAAAUGGACGGAGUUGGUAAAAUGGAUUGAAAUCUGUUUUUUUCUCUAUACCACACAUUAUCCCAAUUGUAAGCUUAGAUCAGGUGAGACGAACAAUCUCAAAUAUUCAACGUCCUACAAUACUACUCAAAAAGUCCCCUUUCACUCCCCUAUGUCGUGAAUUUCCUUGUAAAAAAAAAAACAGAAAGAAAAAGAGAUCCAUCUCUCCCAAAGAUAACAAAUUAUGAGUGAAGCCAUCAAUCUAGUCAGUUAUUGAAAUAAAUGGUGAAUUAAAGGGGAGAUAACCCAGCGUUCUAACAGAUGAGCCGCACAGAUUAGCCAAAUGAUCGCUCCCUGAUCCGCGUUCAGGUCGGGGCUGAUAGAGACCGGAUCAACCCAAAUAUUGUCCCACUCUCGAACCAUUCCCCCCACCUCCCCCCUUUCACCUUUCCCACACCUUAAUACAAACUUGAUUUUAUGGCCCCCCGGGUCAUCGGAGCACCCCUAGACUGAACUCUCCGUUUGCUUACCUGCUGGCUGGUUCCCAGGAUAUACAUGUAUGGUGUUGGCACUGUGCGGAGUAUUGGUAUAAUAUUCAAUGCGGUAUGUAAAUAAAGGAAGGACCGUGUUAUGUGUACUGAUAGAAGGUCUUUGAUUCAGUGAUUUUUUAAAUUGUUGAAAAUUAUUCGACCGUAUUUUUUAAGGCCCAGGUUGAGGGGAAAAAAAAAAAGGGGGGGGGGCGACAACGACGACAUGAGAAGGAAGGACCGUGUUAUGUGUACUGAUAGAAGGUCUUUGAUUCAGUGAUUUUUUAAAUUGUUGAAAAUUAUUCGACCGUAUUUUUUAAGGCCCAGGUUGAGGGGGAAAAAAAAAAGGGGGGGGGGCGACAACGACGACAUGAGACCAUGUUUUCCAUAACGUAUUGCCCCAAAAGAAAUAGACUAUUGUCCUUAAGUUUUACACAACAAUUCCUCUCUAACCCACCAGACCCCAGCCUUUACAUUUAACCAAAAAAAAAUCAUGUUUUAUUUUCCUUAUUAAUAUUUCCUUCAGUUCAAUUACGUCCAUAGUUGAUUUCGGACCCGAAUUCUUGUGUGCCAAAUUUGCUCAGACGUACCUAGACCAAUGCCUUAAUGAGGUUUCCUACAAAUUCAAAAUUUUAAAAGCUAUACAUGCACAUUCUUUAAAAAAAUUUACACUGAAUCAUUCAGUCCACAAAUGAUGGUUUUCAUUUCAAUCCCCACGCAUCAUCUACAUACAUCUAUAAAGCCUCUCAUACAUAUCUAUAAAGCCGCUCAUGCAUAUCUAUAAAGCCUCUCAUGCAUUUCUAUAAUGCCUCUCAUGCAUAUCUAUAAAGCCUCUCAUACAUUUCUAUACAGCCUCUCAUACAUUUCUAUACAGCCUCUCAUACAUUUCUAUAAAGCAUCUCAUACAUAUCUAUAAAGCCUCUCAUACAUUUCUAUAAAGCCUCUCAUACAUAUCUAUAAAGCCUCUCAUACAUAUCUAUAAAGCCUCUCAUACAUAUCUAUAAAGCCUCUCAUACAUUUCUAUAAAGCCUCUCAUACAUAUCUAUAAAGCCUCUCAUACAUAUCUAUAAAGCCUCUCAUACAUAUCUAUAAAGCCUCUCAUACAUAUCUAUAAAGCCUCUCAUACAUUUCUAUAAAGCCUCUCAUACAUAUCUAUAAAGCCUCUUAUACAUUUCUAUAAAGCAUCUCAUACAUUUCUAUAAAGCCUCUCAUACAUAUCUAUAAAGCCUCUCAUACAUAUCUAUAAAGCCUCUCAUACAUAUCUAUAAAGCCUCUCAUACAUAUCUAUAAAGCCUCUCAUACAUAUCUAUAAAGCCUCUCAUACAUAUCUAUAAAGCCUCUCAUACAUAUCUAUAAAGCCUCUCAUACAUAUCUAUAAAGCCUCUCAUACAUUUCUAUAAAGCCUCUCGAUAUAUCCCUAAAGCCUCUCAAUACACAUAUAAAACCUUAUCUGAAAAAAACAACAACCCAGCCUCGCUGUAUGUACCUCCGUAAUCAUCAGUGCGUGACCAUUUACUAUACACGGCUUAUUAGUUAUACACCCGUCCCCCUGGCAGGCUCGACAUGCCCAGAUUUUACCGUGAGAAACAGACGGUGCAUUACUUACACACGCAUUGGGAACUGAAACUGUCUUUGAAAUCCUGGUUUUUUUAGAGCCAUUUGUUUAGAUUCGCCCCAUUGCUAUUUUGUUGUGUCAAUGUCCGUGAGACUUACUUACUGGGAUUUUCUCAGAGACGUCCACACGUUCUUCGCGAUUGACAUCUCAAAAGGCCAAAUCACAUGCUAAAUGUCAGCAAGUGCCCUCAGCUAUAAUAAGUGAAACUAACAUCGUUCUGUACUUGCUGAUCUAAAAAAUUGUUUAAAAUUAUCGCAUUUUGUUUUGAAAAAAUAUAAAACAAAACAAAAAAUAAAAAAAUAAAGAAAUCAAACAAAAACUAAAUCACGAAUAAAUGUUUUAAGAGUUGAACAGUUGAAGAUAAUGAUUUGUAUUAAAGCUUAAAUUUAAGUCUUAAAGUUUACUAAACACUUAAAUUUCCAUAAAGGAAAAAAAACAAAACAGUUUUGCUAAUAAUAGGUAGACAUGGGAGACAACUGAAAAGUGUUGGAUGAAUGGUCAUCUUGAAAACUGGACGGAAAUAACGGCUGCGUUUGUUCCCUUGAUGAGAGCAUCGUGACAUCGACAAAGAGGAACUGACAACAGAGCGGGGAACCGUGUGAUUAGAUGGUCAUUUAGUGGGUCCGUACUGGUCAGUGAUGGAUAUGGGGUGGGGUUGACAGAUCUGUUGACCAUACGCCGGACCCCACCGAAGCCGUAAUCCGGGUUUUCUCCCUCCUCAUUUCGGAUGCCAAGGAGUUGAUGAAUACGAGCUUCUCAAUUACAUGGACGUACCCAUGGGAGUCAAUACACGGUUGCUGUUAUACAAAUGCUUGUACGUAUGUCGUACACAAAGUCGCACACAUACAUGAUUUUACACAUGAUUGUACACUUGGUCGCAAUACAUACAUUUUCUCGCUAUUGAAGCAUCGACACAAUUAUACCCCUCAGAAUAAACUUGUUUACACCUAAUCUUGUUGGUCAUAGGAAUUUAACAUUAGACUUUCCCCCUUCAUAUUUUUCUGUGUAAUCCCCCCCCCCUCUUUUUUUUCAACAUUCUGGAGCAGCUAGGGCUAGCGCCACCAGGGGUGAGCCUUGAAUUUUGCCACCCUCUUCCACGAAAGGGAAACGAACCUCGGCAGAGAAUGCCACCCACCUUUCAUUUAAAGAACAUUUUUUUCCGAAUAUGGCGGCCCGCUCCCUGUGCACCCCUUUCCUGCGCCACUGAUUACUUCAAUGUGGUGGUUCGCCAACUCGCACUCUUACCCUUUGUAUUCAUGUAUGUCACCCCACUCCUACGGAAUGUCAUACGAUAUGAUAAAAUAUGAGGCAUAAUGUUACAUUAUGAUACAAUAUGUUAUAUUACAAUACAAUAUGAUACAUGUUGCAAUAUAAUACAUUAUAAUACCAUAUGAUACACAAUGUUACAAUAUGAUACAUUAAAUUUCGAUAUGAUAUAUAAUAUUGUAAUGUGAUACAAUAUAAUACAUUAUGAUAUGAUGACGUUUCUUAAACCUAAAGUUUACUUCAAGUAGAAGGAAAUUGGCUACAGGACCGCCCAUAAAAUAUGUCACGCUAUUUUUGACAAUUUUCAACACCCCCCCCCCUUCUCUCCUCACCACGGUACAAUCUAUCACAAAUCUUGGACACCCCCCCCACAAAGUACGCCACUCUUCCAAAAUUUAAAAAAGAAAAAAAAAAAAAAAAAAAAAAAAAAAAAAAAAAAAAGAAAAGAUGAACAUAAAAUAGCAACUAAUCAAAGUUCAAGUUCAAUCUAAAACACACUUCACCAUUAAAAUUAGACACUACUAAUUAACAUCUUCUUUCAGUAUACAUCCAGCACAAGAGAUAGUUGAACAUCCCGGUCAAUUUCUAAUUUUAUUUGUACGUUAUUUAUGAUCUAAACCCCCACCCCCUCUCCGUGUCACCCUUCGUCACACUUUCUUAGACACCCCACCCCCUCCCGAGCGUGACGUACUUUUUGGACACCCCCUAACCGACUAGGUGAGUAGUCGGCAAACCUAUUAGUCAAUAGAGCCAAAAAUCAGCAGCAGGAUGGGGAACUAAAGUUUCAGAGCCAAUUUGAGAGCCAAUUUUUUGUCAAGAACCGUGUUUCUUCUUCUUCUUCUAUAUCUUAAGGGCCCACGAUCAAUUUAUUGAUCAUUUUGGCUCAUAUGCAUGUAGAUGGGAUUUGCAAUGUUUCUGUUACUGGUGUUGAUGUGGAAAUCAAAACGAUUAGUGGCCGGCGGGUUGGCCAAGCCGCACUCAGGUUAGUAAAGAGCCAGCGAGCCGCGAUUUGCCAACCCACAUCACUAGGUUAACGGCAUUAAAACCAUUCCCUUGUUUGCAACUUACUCCAUUUUACUCAAAAGGGCCAACAUAUACAGUGUCACACACACACAUUAUUACACUAAUAGUUGUUCUCUCGAUAUCUAUCCAAUAGCCUUGCUCUCCCCUAUAUCGGUGUCCAAAAUCUCUCAACGCGUUUAUCUCUAUCUGACAAUCUAGUAAUGGACGCCUAUAUCAAUGUGGACAUUUUUUUUUUUUUAAACAAGCUUUUCUAUACCUUCACUUAAUAGCCCACCAAAUUUUUCAAAAAGUCCACCGCGUAAGGUGUAUGCCUAAAAGCCACGCAACACCGAGCAGUCCACCUUAUCAGCUGACGCGGUUCGGUGCCCUGAAAAAGGAAAAUGACAUUAAAAAAAAACCCAAAAAAGGCAUGCAUUGAAAAAGUGUCACUUGCGUAGGUCUCCAUUGAAAUCCCGUCCUAUCGAUUUUUGUUUUCUUCAAAUCCUUUCAAUGCGACGCCGGCUCUGAUAAAAACUAAGGCUUGGUACUCAGUUCUUUCUUUGAUUUCCCUUCAUGUUCAUGUAGAAUAUAAUAUAGUGUGUCUCAUUCCCUGGCGCUCCUUGUAUUCCGAACGUGUGCCAGGAGCAGCGCAUAUGGCUGUCGUGUUAAAAAAAUGAAUGUAUACAUGCAUUGAAAAUAUUUCUCCAACCCUGAAUACAUUAACACCACCCCCUAUCUCUCUCUAUCUCUCUCUCUCUCUCUCUCUCUCUCUCUCUCACGUACAGACACACACAGACACACACAGAUAUAUACACACAAUGACAGUUAAAUAUGAGAAGCAUCCACACAACUUGAAAUCAAAGUUUCAUUUAGGAAAUAAAAUGGUUGAUUUAGGAAAGCAUUUAAGUUAUUGAGACCUAAUGAAACUGCCCAAAUAAAAAUUAUUUCCACACGUGUAAUGUAUCACGAAAGUCUCAUUAAUCAUGGCUUAUUAAUUAUACAGUCGUUUAGUAAUGUCUGUGUUUAUUAUGGCUUGAUUAUGUACUACGCUUGUAAGCUAAAUGUAAGAUUUAAUUGAAAUCAACUGCUAAUUGAUUUGAAAGUUAAUAAUUACAAAAAAUGAAAUAUAAGACUACGGGUAAGAUUUUGAACACUUUCAUCUUCAAUUUAAAUAUUUCAUCUUCAGUUUAAACAUUUCAUCUUCAGUUUGAACCCUUUCAUCUUCAGUUUGAACACUUUCGUCUUCAGUUUGAACACUUUCAUCUUCAGUUUGAACAUUCAAAACAAAACGAAAACAUUGUAUGAAAAUGUUUGAUCGAACUCUAUUCUUUAAGGCUGGAGAUAGUGCUAAAAACAUGGCGUAAUUUCCCAUUAAAAUGUCUGCCGGGACUGAAGAUUAUUCUACAUUAUUUUUAUGGUCUGAGAAGACACGAGACGAAGAGACAACAUUGUACCAGGGCACGGCGACAUUAUGUGUUUAAAUUAUUUUUAAAAAAAAAUAUUGUAUUCGCCGACAACAGCAAUACUCCGUGUGACCUUCCUUGAAUUGUGAUGUGAAUUUAAAGGACAGAAACUUUUGCCAAAAAAACGUCACAGGGCCUGGACACAAGGCUAUAUGGUAAAGGUAGUCCGGAGUCAAUGAUAUCAAAUGACACAUUAUGCUGUGUGUCUGUGUGCGCGUAUCAUGCCAUGUGUUACCAUUGGGGAAGUGGUUUUUGUCAGAACAUUGGCGAACACACACACGAGUGGUUUUUAAACUGAAAGACAAAUCGUGUGUGUGUGUGUGUUUUCCUUAUUUAUCCUCAUGCAAGUUUAACGCGGGCUUCUGGUUAAAAAUAUGCAAUUCAUGUUGUUGGGCUAUAGCAACACUUCAGUUAAAGCACAUGUGUCAAACUCAAGGCCCGCGGGCCACAUCCGGCCCGCCCUACGAUUAUAUCAGGCCCGCGGGCCACAUCCAGCCUGCCGUACGAUUAUAUCAGGCCCGCGAGGUCUUGACCGGCGUACAAUUAUAUCCAAGUCAACGCUAUGGUGUUUCCCAGUGCGCACCUUGCUGAGAAACUUGGCGCCGAGCUCGCGCGGCGCUUUAGUGACUUAGAAGCACAGAAAUGUAAUUUCCAGCUGUUUCGUAACCCAUUUGUCAUAGCCGUGGAAACUGCACCUGCAAAUUUGCAGAUGGAGCUAAUAGAGCUGCAGUGUAGUGUGACACUGAAGGCAAAGUAGGUCACAGUUGAACCUGCACAGUUCACUCGUUUCAUUUCUGAAGAGAUGCCCCAGCUUCGUCUACAUGCGGCUCGAACCUUGAGCAUGUUUGGUAGCACAUAUAUCUGUGAGCAGCUGUUUUCUGUGAUGACGAUUAACAAGACAUCAAACAGGAGUCGUCUCACCGGUGAACACUUGCAGUCCAUCAUGAGAAUCUCAAUGACACAGAACGUUACUCCCAACAUAAACGAACUUAUUUGUUUUUAUGGCCAAGAAAAUGGGUAUGCCAAUGAUUUUAAUUAUUAAAACUUUUUCAGUUUUCUUAAUAUAAUUUUAUUUUCAAAGAUUAAUUUUCCGCUUAUUGAAAGUUUAACCUGUUCAGACCACAUCCUUACACGUGAUUUAGUUGUCCUCCGUCGAGCGAUUGAGUUUGACACCCUUGAGUUAAAGUAUCUAAACAAUACAUAAGCUGUACUUGGAGUAUCUGAACAAUAUAUAAGAUAAUAGAUCCUGAACAAUACAUAUAACCAUACAGGUUGCCUUACAGGUUGCCUUACAGGUUGCCGUACAGGUUGCCUUACAGGUGGAACACUAUCUAUAGCCCCAUAGCUUGGAACAUGAACUCACUGACAUUAAAAUUUAUGUUUGUUUGGUACACAAACUGUUUCAGUAGUGAGGUUUAUGUGGCUAGAGACUAGGGACACACCAAACGGUCUGCAUUGUUUUCUAUUGGCUGUUGGCCGUUACCUUAUCAGGCUUUAGACUUUCGAUAAUGACAUCGGCGGUUUGUUCCCAAGUCAGAUAAAAUGUCAUGAUUUAUUAUGACUCCAACCAAAAAAAGUUCGACUCCGACCUAAAAAUUCCCAAUCCGACCAAAAAAGAUCGACUCCAUCCAAAAAAGAUCGACUCCGACCAGACAAGUUCGACUCCGACACCCCUCGUCUCCCCUAAGUCUGCAUGAACCCCAUUACUCAAUGCGCUGCUCUAAUCCCGGGCCCUGGCUGUCAAGUAGGCAACGCGCUGUUCAACAGCCAGGCGGACGUCAAGAACACUGGCAAAUAUUCCCGGCGUGCCAGCGUCACGUCCGCGUUGUCCCGGCCAAAUUAACCCCGGGACAUGAGGCCAAACAGGGACUUGUGACGUCCACAACUUGACCAACAGGUGGACUUUAAAAAACAUGUGAGGGACAAGCGAGGCUGUUGUUUGAGAAUUGUGUUUUUUUGCUUAAAGGGGUGAAGUUAAAAUAAACACGGGGCGCAAACCUGUGGGGGUGGGGAAAGGGAGGGUGGGGGGACUGUGUGUGACUCAAGGUUGGUGUGGUUUGUUUUCGGAUCAAGUGGUUUAUGGUAGAAGGCGCGUUCGUCUGCUGAGAGUUUGAUUUGAGAAUCGCAGCGUAAACUGUGAAUGGGACGAGGAAAAAAAAAAAAACAACUAAUUUAUUUUAAUUACAAACUGUAAAUGACGAUGCACCGACUUCUCGGUGGCGAAUGAGUAGCUGAUCUUUUAUUAUCUUUUAUUUAUCUUUUUAAAAUAAUUGGUCUUCCUUUUUUAGCCUUUAAAAUUUAUUCCCACAUUUUCUGAUAUGUCUUGUUAUAAUAUAAAUUUAAUUUUAGCACAUUUAUUCUGUGAACAAAUGAGUACCACGUGACUUAACUGAACUUUGGGUUAGAGUUUUCAGUAUUUUUUUGUUCUGGAUCCCCCCCCCCAAAAAAAAAAAAAGGUAGCAGUGGUACAGUCUCGAUGUCCUAGCUUUGCUUCGUCACAACCUUGACCUAAUCGGUCAAGGACACCGGAAACGCUUAGAGCUUUGGAUUAUAAAAAUCGAAGACAUUUACAAUCAUGUGAUGGAUAACUUUCUCCCUCGCGAAAACGAAUAUUUAAACGAACGCCACUCAUUCUUUAGACUGGAGUAUGAAAAAAAACACACACACACACACUUACUUACCCACACACUUACUUACCCACACACUUACUUACCCACACACUUACUUACCCACACACUUACUUACCCACACACUUACUUACCCACACACUUACUUACCCACACACUUACUUACCCACAACACGCACACAAAUAUAAACAGACGUUUACUCACACACGCACAUAAUGAUAAAAACACAUUUCUCACGACCUCAAAUCGAGAACUCAGACACCAAGAACAAGGGACACAGGUGUUGCCGUAAUGCUCAUGGCUUUAAAAAAAAAAACUGUCCAUGCAUGGCUUAACACUAAUGACUUUAAAUUUUUUUUAAAAAGCAUUUUAACAUUUCUGCGCUCUAACAAUGCAGGUUUAAAAUAUCUUGCGUUAUAGUUGAAGUUCAAAACACAUUUAUAUUAAUAUUAUAACCGUGAUAAUAUGAUGACAAUAAUGGUUCCAACUUUUCAUGAAAUAACUGCUAAACUAAAAUUGAUAUCAUUGGUUUAUAGUUUGUAAGUUAAUCUUGCGAUAUUCCUGUCAGAAAAAUGGGUCGAGAUCAAUGUUCCCUUUAAGCUGCGCGGCCGCGCAGCUACCUCACAGACGCCGCGCAGCAGUUUUGAGUACCGUGCAGCAAAUUUCCAUGUAAGUGUGUGUUUGUUUUUGUGGGCUGUAAAACUUUGCACACAACUGUAUGAUUUUGCACACGAACCAGCAAACCUUAGAGGGAACAUUGGUCGAGAUCCGUCGUCGUGAAGUAAAUUGAAGAAGAUGUGUUUUGGCUUUGGGAUGUUGAUCAGUUUUAUUUUCCAAAAGUAAAUGUUGAUCCACCACAUUCCCAUGCUUGAUUCAUUGCCCUGGCAAUAGCGCCGGUCGACCAAGGUGUAGGUUGCGUUUCUUUAGAAAUAUUUGGAUAAUUCCAUUUCAUUACUAACAUAUUACCAUAUUAAUAUUAAUAAUGCCUCACACUCAAUGUUCCCUUUAGCUGCACGGCUGCGCGGCCGCGCAGCAAUCUCACAGACGCCGCGCAGCAGUUUUGAGUAGCGCGCAGCUAAUUUCCACUUAAGUGUGUGUUUGUGUCUGUAGGCUGUAAAAUUUUGCGCACAAAAAAAUUGAUGCUGUAAAAAUGUGCACACAACUUUAUGAUUUUGCACACGAACCAACAAACCUUAGAGGGAACAUUGCUUACACUUUACAUAUUUUUGUUAGAUGCUUCUUGGUGCAUAUUUACACUGCAUCUCUCUAACUUAGGUUUGUAAUCACGCUUAAAAAAAAAAAAUUCAAGAUACACAAUAUAUAUCUAUGCCAUUUUUUACAUAUUUUUUUCUCUGCACACGAUUAAAGGGCAUCUAACGUGUCCUAACAAUUGCUUCUAUCGAACAUGUCUCUCCUUUUUGUUGUUGCUCUUGUUGUUGUUGUCGUCUGUGCCGUUAUGUUUCUUCCCAACCACACAUCUGUACACACAGACAGCACGUCGCUUCGUGUACACAUGUGCUGUGUACUCGUGAUGACGCCACACAGACAGCACGUCGAUUCGCGUACACAUGUGCUGUGUACUUGUGAUGACGCCACACAGACAGCACGUCGCUUCGUGUACACAUGUGCUGUGCACUCGUGAUGACGCCACACAGACAGCACGUCGCUUCGUGUACACAUGUGCUGUGUACUCGUGUGAUGACGCUUCCUUGUUUAUGUUGCCCAUUUAACGCUGUUGAAACCAAGGCUAGUAAACAGUUGUUUCCCCUCCCCUGGCUAGAGAAAAGAGAGAGUUGUGUCGCCUGAUCUGCACAAUUACACAACCGGGUUAUGGGAGAUAAAACCACCUUUUGUGAGAAACCUAUUGUUAUUUUUCUUGGUACGUCUUCGUGUGGGUCCUUGGCUCGUUGUUCCCCGGGAACCCAUAAAGUCACUAUUGUUGCGCUUACUCAAAGCAUUACUUACAGUAGUUACGCCCGCCCGGGUUUAGGGGUUAGGAUCCCCUGGGGAAGAAAAACAGAUAAUUGUUGGGUGUAACACGUGAGUGUUCGUUUUGGGGUUCUGUUUCAUUUCAACUAAGCUCGCUUCUGCCCCCCCCUUUUUUUUUCUGCCCCCCCCACACACACUCACACACAAACACACACCUGGAAUUAAUCAAUAGUUUCGUGAGUUGGUUAAUCCGGUCAUUACACAGGAUCGCAUCUCAUUACAUUGGCUGCUCUUGUUCGUGCAUCCACCUGUGAGUGCUAUGCUAAGAGUUCUUUGCUUAUUUUCCAGCUUGAUUACCUUCUAGGCUCCAAGUGUACUCCCUGUUAAUAGUCAUUGUUUUAUUUAAGCAUUUCCACGUCAUACAUUCCAUGGUUGCUCACUGUCUAGACUCGCAUUCCCCUACCAACCCCUCCCCCCACCCCACCCGUAUCGCGCCGUCACAGUCUAGUCUCAGAACCACGAAGCCAAGUUUUCUUGCGUUACCAAAGUCGAAAAGUUAAAGUCGCAAAGAAAGUCCUCCGCCAAAAUGAUGGAUACAACACAAAACGUUAGUGCCACUAUGUAUCAUGACAUCCCCACGCCGCAUCCCCCCCACGCACGCACCCCCCCACGCACGCACCCCCCCCCCUUUACAUGUUUCUUUGAAGCCUCCAAGACAAUGCACAAGUUAAUCAUAAAACUCAUUUCUCGUCACGGUCUCAUUUAGAAUAACCCAUCAUCUACCAAGUCCCAGCACUCCUGUCAGCCCAUUUCACCCCCUCGUGCAAUUCAGCACGGUUCUCGGGAGAAAAUUCAACUAUAAUAAUUCAUAAUAGAAGUUUGAGACAAGCGUCUAUCAGAUGCGCAUACAUCAUAGGAGUAAGUAGGAGGCCCUGGCGUGUUCUUAUGACCUAUACUAGCCAGGAGAUUGGGAAGGGGGUUCAGGGGGUUCACAGCACUCUUGUUUCACUUCGGCUGAUGCUUGGGGGGAACACGAGUCCCAGCAGCCGAGUGUCAGGUCUGACGGGUUUCCUGCUGCAAAUGUCUUACUUCAAAAACAAGCUCGUGAAUCAAGAUCCCCCCCUCUCCCAGUCUGCCAACCUCACCCCCCUUUCCCUCCUUUCUUUACCAGACAACAACCUUGAUUUUUUUUUAAAACCCGAUCACCCCUCCACCCUUUCAACCCCCCACCCCUCUCCAAACCUUAUAUAAAGUCCAACGCAUACCAUGUAGCGAGCGGGGUAAUUAAAAUCAAAGGUGACCUUCCUUCCACGCAACAGGCGAUCUCUACACAAAGGGUGCGUUGCAGUAUCUUUCCAUCUAACUCGGUGCAUCGACAGUUGCGCGGUGAUAUACAUUUUUUUUUUCUUUCUAAAAAACUGUUCACCUGAAAUAAUAAUUUGCAUGAUACAGUUAAAGAAAUGUUUUUGCUUUUUUUAAAUUUAAAAUGCUAUUAAAAGUUUUGUCCCUCAAAAGGGCCCGCCACUCGCUUUUUUCCGUAUCAUGCAUACUGCUGGACCCACAGGCAUCCACAUAAAAAAAAGAACCAAAAAAAAUACACACACGAUAACUCAUUGAAAAAUAUAAACCAAACGGAGAUCCAAUAUGGUAGGUUUGAAAUAGGGGCCUUCUGGCCCCUAUUUAUCUGGCCUUCUGAGAGGACCCAAUAAAGCGUCUUCUAAAGUCGACCCCCCCCCCAAACUACCCCCACAGGAAAAUAUGUUCUAAAAAAAAACGAAUCUACAGAAAUUUCUCUCUAUCAGCUACGCCAUUUUUCGGGGAUUUUUCUUUUAACGUCGUGUUUUAGGAUUACACUAAGUUUUUAACUUUUAAUCUCACCGUGUUGAUAACUUCUGCCAGAUUCCGCCCCUGCCAGAGGCAAGACGGGUCACCGUUGUCAUGCGUGAUCCCCACGGUGUCAGUGUCCUUGUCAACUUUGACAAUCAGUGAGAACGUUACUUGUGAAUAGACAGUUCCUAUAUGAAAAAAAAAUACUUUAUGAAGAAGUCUUGCCGUGUUUGGGCAUAAGAUGAGGAAUGACUCCAGAUUUUGCCUGAGGUUUUCAACACUUCUUAUGUCACAGUAGUCGAAUGGGGUCAUGCAGGGUUAGAAAUCUGCUUCCGGCUCACGAGACAUUUAUGUUUCGGAACUAAUUGUUCUACUCUUGAAGUCGUGAGUGGUUAAGUUGUAAACCUCAAUAUUCUAGGGAAAUACCCUGCGGGAAAAUACCUUUCAGACAAAUCCCCGGCAGACAAAUUCCAUGCAAAUUUGUCAGUGGUGUGGCAGAGUUAGUGUCGUCCUCGGGGGGGGGGGGGUUAUUUGUGGACCCAGCCAUAAUAAAACUUUGCAGUUUCCAACCGCUCCCCCCCCCCUCAACUCAACAUAUGUAACAAAGUCCACCCGGAGUGGGGGCAAUGUUCCCUUUAAGCUGCGUGACUGAGUGGCCGCGCAGUUAUCUCACAUACGCCGCGCAGCAGUUUUGAGUAACGCGCAGCAAAUUUCCACGCAAGUGAGUGGGCUGUAAAAUUGUGCGCACAAAAAUAUUGAAGCUGUAAAACUUUGCACACAACUGUAUGAUGUUGCGCACGAACCAACAAACCUUAGAGGGAACAUUGGGUGGGGGCACUCCGUCUGCCCCCUUUCUAAGCGUGUGUAUUCCAAAGCGUUACGAUUUCACCAACACAACUGGUUAAACCAAUUUCCCACCCCCGUGAGUAAGAGUUUAUUUCCUUGAACUUCUAAAACUUCUAAUUUAGUAUUUGAAGUUUGUAAUAUAUAAUAUAUAUAUAUAAUAUAUAUAUAUAUAUAAAUAAUAUAUAUAUUACAAAUAAUUUUAAAAGCUUUGACAGACUCGGGCUGAAAGAAGUGUCGUACCAGACCUUACGCGAUGGGGGAAAUUAUGCUACUACCAUCCUGGUUGUUAAAAUGAAAUCAAUGCAGUAAAGAAAUAUGCUCAAGUUAGCCUCCAACGAAAAUUUGUUGUGUGGGUUGGUUGGUGUUGGUUAAAAGCUAAAGAAAGAGUUGGUUAGAGAUUUCAUCAAGAAGGUCGACCGGUAACAAAGGUCGAAGGCCUGCCGACAUUUCUCGACACAUGACUAAGAUGAACAGCAACGGUUAUACAUCUCUCACGACUUCGCUUGCGCCUGUCGAACUCAGUGAAGCAGGAUGUCAGUUUUACAGUGCGUGACCAACCGACUUUCACCCACCAUGAACGCCGGGGCAGACGUCGGUCGGCAUUGUCCAAGGUUUUAAAUAUUAGUUUUAACUCAACUUUUCUCCCGCGGCCAAAUCUUCGUCUCUUCCUGUCUUAACGUAAACACUGGGGCAUCCCUGAGCCGGGGGCUGCACAUCGAAUGGGGGCGGUGUUGAGUACUUGGUCUCUGACGUAAAAUGUAAACGUCGGGGCUUGCCAUGCGCCGUCUGGUGGGCCACGUGGUGGCAGAUACGAUGGGGAGCUUCCUGGCUGGCAAUUAUUUUAUGGCGCUAAAAUACACACCGGCAAACACGAGACGCGGAAUUGUUAGUGCGAUGAAUGAGGCCCGGGCAGUAAGAGGUUUUGUGGAACUAUGGGAAAGGCUCGGACGCUUCGACAUCUGGCAAUACAAAUAUACACGUUUAACCUAUAAACAGACGAGGGAAGGGAGGGGUGGGGGGAGAUGCCCAAUCCAUCCGACACCAUUUUUUUUUUUUUUCAUCAUUUUUGAGUUGAAACAAAUUUCGGUUUGUUCAUGAGAUCUACACUCAGCCGACAAAACGAACAAUCUCAAGAGUACAAAUAAAGUAGAUGUCAUCGUCUGGGGAAGUUUUGAUCACGAGGUCGACGCACGAAAAGGUCAGAACAGCAAAGCUCGAUCUAUCGCGCGCUGUUCGAGCUGUGCCGUUUCCCGCCUUCCGGUGUAUCAGACACGUUCUGAAUUUUGUUGAAAUAUUCUGUUUCUUAAAAAUGGUUAUUUAAAAAACAAAAAAAGAAAGCUACGACCUUCGACAGAAAAGUUGUGCAAAUAGAGCAUUCGAAAAUGGUGUAAACAAAAUCCAAUACAACUAGUGUACUUAAACUUAGAAACAGGAAUGAAACAUGCAUAACUUGCAUUUAAUACGUAUGUUAUAGAGCUAGUCUUAACUUAAACGCUUUAAGAAAUCUUAGUUCUAGAUUACUUACAUAUGACCUCAUUAAUGUAUGUUUAAAUGAUAAAUAUAGUGUCUCCUUUCCACUCAAUUAAUUACAAUAAAUUAUUUUAAAAAAACCACCGCUAUAAGGAGGAUUCUGUCAAAGCAACUGCAGACUUGAGCGUUAAUUGUGUUUUGAUGUAAAUCCUUGAAAACAAAUUCUGAUGUUUUUCUCAAAAAUCAAUUAUGUUUUUUCUUUUUUUUUUCCAGAAAGAUUGUCUCAAGUAACAUUAACGUAACAAGCGGUCUCUAGUAUCAUAACAAGCAACCAAAGAAUACGUUCAUCCAAGCAUGAUACCGUACCUUCUGUAACCAACAACCGAUUGGUUCGGCCACAAACUUUUAUGAAUCCAAUUUUCUCUUAAACUGACAGGCAACUCGAUAUGGAUCACUCGCUACUGCGUUCCCGGUGCGUUCUCUUUGUUCUGGUGACAUUACUGGCUCCCGUUUGCUCACAGAGCAGCAAGAGCAUUGUGUUCAGUCUACGGGAGGAAGAAAAAGCCGAUACCCUGAUAGGAAACGUCGCUGACGAGAGCGGUUUGAAAUCGGAGGUGACACCAGAGAACUUCGACCGGCUCAAGUACCAGAUACUGAGCUCAGACGGGCUGAGGAUUUCGUCUCUGUUCACCAUCAACAGUCGCACGGGGGCGCUGUUCACGAGCGCCAUGAUUGACAGGGAGCAGGUCUGCGACUCGUCCGCGGUUGUCUGCCGCCUGCAGUUUGACGUCACCGUACAACUGAACGUCUCGGUCAUCAAGGUCAUUAACGUAGGCGUCAUCAUCGAGGACAUCAACGACAAUCCGCCGACUUUCUCCACAAGCAACCUGCAGCUCAGCAUAUCCGAGGCGGCCCAGAGAGGAAGCGAGACGCCGAUAUCCGGGGCUAUUGAUAGGGACGCCGGACUCGCGUCAACCAUCACGUACUGGAUCGACGUGAACGCGGUGUUCGACCUCAAGGAGGAGAAGAUGCUGGACGGAUCGGUGCUGAAGAUUGUGUUGCUGCAGAACCUGGACAGAGAAAGGCAAAGCCGGUACAGCUUCCUCAUCUACGCCAAGGAUGGCAACACGAGCGCCGCCCUGACGGGGACCUUGUCCGUCACCGUCGUAGUCACCGACAUCAACGACAACAGCCCUCAGUUCAGUCAGAAGCUGUUCGACCUCACAGUCUUGGAGACCGCUGAUAUCGGCAGCAAGGUGGGGACCAUAAACGCCACUGAUCUAGACGCCGGGGAGAACGGUCGUGUUUCGUAUCAGUUCAGCUCCCUCACCUCCGGGAAGAUACUUCAGCUGUUCGCGUUGAAUCCGGAGACGGGAGAUGUCACAGUGAAGGCGGAGCUGCUCUACGAGUCGAUGGGGAGGUUCCAAGCCGUCGUGGAGGCCAAGGAUCACGGGUCGCCACCGGGGGCGUCACAGGCGAACCUAAUUAUAAACGUCCUGGAUGUAGGGAACACGCCCCCGAAACUGUCCCUUACACUUGCUGAACCUUACAUCAAAGGUGGCACCCUCCUGUCAGAAAAUUUGCCUGUUGAAUCUUUUAUAGGGACACUCAAGUACAUUGACAACGAUGAAGGCAAUGACGGGGUGGUCGGCUGUACGUCCUUGAACUCAUUCUUUGACCUUAAAACAAUUGAAGAUCACGGAUUCGCUAUAGUGGUAAAGAGUCAGCUGGACAGGGAGACCCAGAACGAGAUGACCGUAGUUCUCAAAUGCACAGAUGGGGGCUCACCGGGCCUAUCAGGAUUCGUAAACUUCACAGUUCUGCUUUUAGAUGUGAAUGACAAUAGCCCUGUCUUCGGAGACUCAGCUUACACAUCUAGUAUCUCUGAAAAUAUCCAGCAGAAGUCAAAUAUCAUCCAGGUGUCCGCGUCGGAUGCCGACGAGGGCAUGAACAAAGAGCUGACCUAUCAGCUGACACCCAAUUCCAGCAACGCCUUCACCAUCGACCCCUUCACUGGAUGGAUCUCCCUUCUGUCCCCAGUGGACAGAGAAGUGGCCUCUGUGAUACUUCUGACCGUUCUGGCCGUCGACAAAGGCACGCCCACCCUGACGGGCACCGGUACAGUAACAGUCAACGUGGGUGAUGUGAACGACAACGCCCCUGGAUUCACCAGGACCGUCUACCAGACCAAAGAGAACCAGGCGCCCGGGGCUUUCGUUGCCCAGAUCGUGGUGGCCGACAGAGACGAAGGAGUCAACGCACAGUGCAGCUUCAAACUCGAGUCCGACCCUGCCGGAGGGUUUCUUGUGUCCGAGACGGGAACCAUCACGACCGCCAAGAUGUUCGAUAGGGAGAGCCUUGACCGCUACACCAUCUUCGUGUCCGUCACCGACGGGGGCACGCCGCCGCUCAGCAGCUCCUCGACCCUCACCAUCGCCAUCACCGACGACAACGACAACUCCCCGCAAAUACUUUUCCCCAUUCCUGGGAAUGACACCAUCAACAUCAGCGCCAACCUGUCUCCGGGGACGGUCAUCUCGCAGGUCAACGCCGUCGACGGGGACACGGAGAGCAACGCAAAGCUUUUCUUCAUCAUCGCCGAGGGCAACCAGCAAUCACUUUUCAGCAUCGACAACUCCACCGGCGCCGUCUAUGUGGCCAGGCGGCUCACGCAGUUCCCGAACAGCGAGCACCGGUUGACCAUCUCCGUCCAAGAUGGCGGAAAUCCACGCCUUUACAACGAAACUUUCCUCUAUUUGAAAAUAGACUUUACCAACGCGACCAUUUACAGCGACGAGGCGAACAUGGACCAGAAGUACGUCAUCAUGGCUGGAAUCAUUGCCGGCAUUACGCUCGUCGUCGCCAUAAUCAUCGUGGCGAUUAUCCUCAUACUGAGGCGCACGGACGUCGCGAGAUGCUCUCACCCCGCUGCGAAGAGGAAAGACGCCCCUCACCGCAACAUCCCUUUCCAGAACGAGGCUGUCGUCAAGCUCCACAACAUCCCCGGAUUCGUCAUGGCCAACUCCGACAAAGAGGCUGGUUUCGGGGAGGGCAAGGCCAAAGGUCGUGACCCCAACACGUCGUUCGAAAGCAACCAGACCGGCGGAAGUCAUCACACGUUCAAGCAGGCCCCGUCCUUGACCCACGACUCGUUUGAGCAUCCGGCAUUUUCUUUAUUCACCGACGUAAGUUAUCUGAGGCGUAUGUUAUCAUGUUCACAGUGUCAUCUUUAUAUAGUCGAAAUAACAGAAUUAAAUUAACUCAUGUGUCCCGCUGAAUACCAUCUAACUCCCUACAGAAUACCAUCUAACUCCCUACGGGAUACCAUCUAACUCCCUACAGAAUACCAUUUAAUGCUCUAAGAUGUAUAACUCAUGAACCUCCCUCCAUGGACGGAACUAAAAUCUACAUGUCCAAAUGGCGUCACACGGUGUUUAUAUAUUGAUUAAUACCGGAAAAAAAUAAUAUCAUUUAGCUUAUACGUGAUUUGCUAUCAUAAAUAAAUACAACAUCAAUUAUCUUUAAACGACAGCACUAUAAGUGCGUAACAACGCAGUUCUCAUCCUUGCACAAAUGACUAGUUCUUGCACUAAAACUGCCUUAUUUCGGAAACAGAGUAUAAUCGUGCGUUAUGAGUGCAAAAUGGUAAGCAAGAUUAGCGUUUACUUAAGAGAAUAAUUUUAAAAUAAUUCGUGAAAACGAUGAAAAGGCCAUGUUUUCUUCAAUGCGUCAUCCAGUUAACGAUAAACUACACUAAAACAGAAACCAAAAUGUCUCUCCCUUAAAGAUUCCAGAAAAAAUCAUUCAAUCCCUAAUGCGUUAUCUUAAACCCGAAUCGCGGAAACGUACCAUGCAGAACAAUUGUUGACGUCGGUCGCCAUUGGCAACCCGGCAAACCACAGCGAUGUCUUUCCAUUUAGGCAAUCAAUUACUUCAAAACGAGGCUGGUAUCGACCUCUCAUGAUCAAAACAGUAAACACUUUAGGAAAAGAUCGUUAACAUUAUAAAAUGCUUGUUGAAAAUGUCAGACGGAACCGCCCGCAAGUCAAGAUGCUCUUUGAAUGUUCUUUUAAAAAAAAAAACAAUCUUUUACAUGCCUCUAACUGGAAUACGUACAUAUAGAUCUGUGGCAUUGUAUUUGCCCUGAACUGGGUAUGCAGAUUGAAAUAACGGUAUCGAAUUAUGCCAUUUUAAUUAACAUUCGAUAGAAAUAUGCGCUUAUCGAAUUAUCGAUCUAAUAUAGAUCAGCUACCUGCAUACAACCCCCCCCCCCCCACACACACACCUCUUUCUUUUUUGUUUUUAUUUUUGUAUCAGCUACCUGCAUACAACCCCCCCCCCCCACACACACACCUCUUUCUUUUUUGUUUUUAUUUUUGUCCUUCCUUAAGUUAUACACCAUCAGCGUCACAUUAAAUCAGUUCCUUGAGAGCUUAUUUAAAUCAUCUAUCAAAAGUCACUAAGUGUUGUAGGCGAGAAAUGGAGAUAUCCAACACCAUCCAUUCUUUUGAUCCAUUAAUUUUUCAUCCCAUCAUUAGAUUCUCACCCUCUUACUUUCCAUCCCAAACUUUUACUCUUUCGUCCAUCAACGCAGCUCAUCAUUCAUCUAUCCAACCUUUUAUCCAUAAAAUUAUCCAAUCCCAGUACUCCCAUCAACCCUUUAAAUAUCCUUCGAGCCAUUAAUCCACCAACCCAACAAGUCAUCCACUUUUAUCCACUGUUGAUUUCCCACCUCAUAUACUCCCAUCUCAGCUUUUAAACCGCAUCUCUGGAUGCCUGUAAACAGAGUCUGCACCCAGCAUCUCGUGUGUAGCUAAGGCCCACAACAAACAUGGCGUCGAAUCACUUGGCUUCAUUUCUCAGCCGCUAUCGAUAAUCGAUUAUAGAUCGAUGUCUUGCCUGCCCGGGACACGGGUCACGCUGAUCUCAGUGUCUUGGCUAGAGGGAUGUAAAGGAGGGGGAGGGAUGCAAAGGAGCGGGGAGAUGUAAAGGAGGAGAGGGGGCGCAGGCUGCGUUUCCUGGGUUAAUGGGUUUGGUACCAGGGGCUAUUCACGAAAAACCGUUUUAACCACUCAGCCCUUUAAAAAAGCACAAAAUAUUGAUGGAUUGAUAUAAUUAUAACGUAUAAAAACAUCCGGGGUUAAAGGUCAUGAUUAAGGAACAUUUGAGAAUUUUCAGUCAACUAAAUAUCUAACCGCUCAAAAUAGUUUAGUAGCAUUUAAAUCAAAAGAAAAUAGAAGUGGAAUUUAAAGCGAAAUAAUUCUGAAUUGAAACAAAAAUAUUAUUCUACACUUAAGUUUAUUGGUUUGCAAAGUAAUACUACGUGCACUUGUGAGAGUGUGUGCACCUUUGAUAGUGUUGGUACUGUGCACCUUUGAUAGUGUGGGUACUGUGCACCUUUGAUAGUGUGGGUACUGUCAAAAAACACAAACAGUUGGCCGUUACAACUUGUAACAACAAGAAGUUUCAUGAUUUUGUGGGGUUUUUUUCUUAAUUUUCGCUCUACAAACCAAUCCCGGUCCCUUGAAUGUCAGACGGCAAUGUUAAAAGAUCUGUUGGAUCAACAACGCUAAACUCAAACGACGACAGGCAAAUAUGUUUGGUUCUUACAUGUACUUGAUAAAAAGAAAGAAAGAAAAUCGAUUAAAAAAAAAAUAUCUUUGAAACAAAUUUUUACUUGAGCUGUUUCUUGUUUAACACAAUAUUACAUUAUGUCAUAUAUACUUUAUUGUUAUUUUAUGGAGUGUUGUUUUUCUCUUUCUAAUAAUAAGAUGAAACAAAGAACCACAAGUGACGACCACCACAGCGAUUCUUCCGGUGACGUCACCACGAGUGACAGUGGCAAAGGUGCCAGUGACGUGGAGGAGCUCGGGUCUGGAGGUAAGGGACAGAAAUCCCAAACAACUUUUUUUUUAAAGUAAUUUUUUUAAAUUUAUUUAUCGCUUGGAUAUUGUAGAACUAUGAAACAUUAGCAGGAGCAGUAGUAGGAUGCUAAUUUUAAUACUGCUAAAGACCAUGUAUUGACCACCAUUUUAAAAAAAAAAAAGUUAAUUUUGGUUGUUUAAUACACACCCAUUUGUGGUAAAUCAGUGCUACAAUCUAUUUCUGACUGGAAGAAGAAGAAAAGGAAAGAAGAAAAAAACGUCAGAAAUGACAAAAAAAAUUAAUGUGCAUGAUUGUGAAGAUAAUAUAUAUAUAUAUAUAUAUGAUUGUAAUGCUCUAACAGCACCAUAAAUUAUAUCUACAACUUUUUGUUCCAUUUUUCUGAGAAAUUGUCCAUUACUUUAAUGUAUUUCUCGUUUUGUUUCUCCUCCCCCACCCAGGCACUCCACCCCUGAGUUUCUACCCAACAGCUGCCCCCAACUUGUCUUCAUCGUCGGCACCCCGUGUGCCCCCAAGAGACCCAGUACAAACCAACAUAGGUCCGCGUCCAGUCCAUGGCUACACGAGGGAGAGCUCCAGCCUGCUUGACCUGUCUCGCAACGCACGCGCCUACACCUCACACGUCGACCUCGACAAGGCCAGCAGAGCCCCCGGAAAGGUUCGAUUCUCGUGCGACAACAACUCAGCAGAUCGGCCAUUCUCCAACACGGAGCAUUCUAGAACUUUCAAGCCCAACCAGCCGAACACAUUCUCCGGCUCCGAGCGGUCGGCGUACAUGAGCCACCAGCAGAGGGUGUUCCCUAAUUACGGUAUGGUCAAUUCCGUCCCCAGCCAGCAGGACAGGCCCCAAGCGCUGCCCCGUUAUGAUCCCCGUGAUCAGCCCAACAGCCCGCUGGGAAUCAGUGCGCCGCUGGGAAUUAGUGCGCCGCUAGGAAUCAGUGCGCCUCCGAGCCGUGACGCUGCGAGGCACCACGAUCGUCUGCAGGGUUCCAACAGACGUCAGCAGCCACUUUCUCCCAACGGUUACCCCCUCGUCCAGCAGCCGCCACAGUAUACCCACCGUCAUGUGCCCUUGACCUCGCUCAACCACAGCCUGGACGAGGAGGACGAUGAUGGCUCCACCACGACUUCCGGCAGCUACGCCAUUGAGGACACCCUAAACAUUUCUGUAGAAUGUUAACUAAUCAUUGGUCCCUAUGUUAACCUUUUUGCGCCACCGGGUAUGCAGGUACUAAUUUCAAAAAAGUAUACCACAACUUUGCCGAACCUAGGUCCACUCUAUCAGUGGCGUAGCUAGGGGUAGAGCCGCCAUGGGCGAGCCAAGAUUUUUGCCGCCACUUUCGACGAAAAAUGCCCCCCCCCUCCCCUUACGUAAAGGAGAAGGAAGCGCCGCCCGGGAUGGACCACCGCCCCAUCACACAAUCCAUCGAGUUGAUGGCCUCGUAGACCCUGUUCAAAAGCCACAUUUCAUGAACUCAAACAUUAAUCGAACUAUGAAAGUGGGAAUGUACAAUAUGUUACAAUAGCUCGAUAUGAAGUGGGGUUUUUUUUACGUGUGGUUCAUUGAACUUUUAACCCACGAUUACUUACCGUACUCAUUUCCUUAUGCCGAAUCAAGUUGUCUUUCACAGGAUGAACCCAGUUGGAGAGAAAAACAAAACAUCUCAUCAAAUAAACAUUUGUUUAUGUGUAAAUUUGUACAGGAAGCUGGAAUUUAAUUUAUUCAAGUUAUUAAUUUGAAUAUUUGCUUUAGAUAAAAAUCCGUUUUUGUGUGUGUUUUUUUUUUCUUCUAUUGAUUCAUUUAGUUUUGUAAUAUGAGUGAUGUGAAAAUAGUUAAAAUAGUUGUCUGUUUUUUUUAUAUUUAAAAAAUGUAUAAAGAAAACAGUGAUUUAAAACAAAAUUACAUUAAAUUUUAAGACGCAAUAAAUGAAUUACACAAUAAAAGCGUGUUUGAAAAGGUUGUGUAUGGGAUAAUGUGUUUGUCUGCCCCAUGAAAGUCUGUAGUCUGUGAGGCUUUAUUUUAAUAUAAGAAAUUAUAGGACAACUGUGUCAGCUGAGGUAGGUAUGGGCGUCCAUUUGAUCAUAGGAAUCAUUCUAUGUGACGUGUGGUGGGAAAGAACUUCCAAAUAUUUCCUUGCUUAGCUUAGCUUACACUUACAGCGAUCAAACAAAUAGGGUUGAUUUCUCUCAUGCACGAAAGAAGAGAUUUACUAACAGGCAAACUCCAAAAUUGCUAAAAAAAACCAAAAAAAAAACCUGCAGUCUUAAAUCUCAACAUAAAAAACCUAAUAUAUACAUAAUGUGUAUCUAUAUAAUUAAUAUAUAGCGUAUUCGUGAAUUGAGACUGAUUGGAGUAAAAAAAAAUUGUAUUUACUAAAAUAGAGAUUAACAUGUAAACACCGUAAUGUAAAUUAGAGGCUUUAUAUCGCUAAAGAUGUUUCUGUAACCGCUUGUUUAAGAUAUGCAUUAUAAUAAUGUAAUAUAAUGUACAGAAUUACCAUUCGACCUAAUCUGUCAUCAGAUUGGAUAGUUACUGACUACAUGGUCAUGUACAUAAAAAAAAUACCUUGUUACUUUUUCAUGACCGAAACUAUCUGUAUGCCAAACUUCAUACAGCAACUAUUGUAUGUCAC
Messenger RNA from Lymnaea stagnalis (great pond snail), 25282 nucleotides. The record is from the annotation of a GenBank genome assembly. Lineage: Eukaryota; Metazoa; Mollusca; Gastropoda; Lymnaeidae.